Cornus florida is the source of this 4611-nucleotide messenger RNA. RefSeq names its product putative disease resistance protein RGA3. Gene Ontology annotation, molecular function: ADP binding. The record is from RefSeq and is a predicted model, not a curated record. Gene Ontology annotation, biological process: defense response to fungus. Bases 137 to 3916 code for a protein of 1259 amino acids. The transcript is spliced from 6 exons. NCBI's taxonomy places the organism in Eukaryota, Viridiplantae, Streptophyta, Magnoliopsida, Cornales, Cornaceae.
CCAAUAAGGAUUGAAUGCCUGUUUCUUCCUGUGCAGCUCCUUUACAAAGGAAGAAAGAAAGAAAUUACCACUGUACUCAAAGCAUCCAUCUGUUUUGAUCGGCAUUUCCUUACUUUCUCUCAACAAGAAGAUCGAAAUGGACAGCGAUCGUCGGCUGGUUCCUGUUCCUAACCAAGCAGAAAUCGAAGGAGCUUUCCAGCGUUUACAAGCAGAAGUUCCUCACAGCAUUAUCAAUGAAAUCCUGCAAAAAUUGUCUUCUCCGGCUCUCAAGGAGCUGGGAUUGGAAUGGGGCCUCAAGGAUGAGCUUGAGAAACUCGGAAACAUAGUUUCCACAAGCGCACUUUAUGCUGUGAAUACGCUAAUGGAAAACCAGGGUUUUGCUGGCUCGUUGACGGAGUUCAUCGAUGCAGUUUAUGAUGCGGAUGACUUGGUUGAUGACUUCUCCACUGAAGCUCUGCAGCGCAGAGUAGUGACUCAGAAUAACUGGGCAAAGAAGGUACACGUUUUCUUUUCGAGCUCGAACCAACUUGCUUUUAGAUUUAAGAUGGGUCGUAAAUUUAAGAAAAAUAGGAAGACACUGUAUGCAAAAAGCCCCAUGCCCUCGCAACUUGAUCAGAAUAAUAUAAUUAGUAGUAAUAUGUACAACAAGGGUGAGGAAAUUAGCUCCUUUUUUAUGUCUACUGCACAGAAAGAAGUUAUUUUUGGGAGGGAGAAAGAUAAAUUGAAAAUUGUGGAGAAGCUAUUGGGCGAGGAUGGGUUUGUUGUUUCGGUAAUUGGAGAGGAGGGAAUAGGCAAGACCGCAGUUGCGAAAUUAGUAUACAAUGAUGAGCAGGUCACUAAUCAUUUUCAACUCAAGAUGUGGGUGUGUGUUUCUCAUGCCUUUGAUGUGAAAAUCAUUGCGAAAGAAAUGAUAGAAUCUGCUAUAGGAGGAGGAGGCAGAAGGAAAUUACCUUCAAAACUACUUCAUCAUGAUGUGGAUGGAGUAGCACUGCAAGAUCGCCUUAGGAAAGAAAUUGAUAGGAAAAGGUUUCUGCUUGUAUUGGACGAUGUACAGAAUGAGGAAACUGAUUCAUGGCGACAACUAAAAGAUCUUUUGGUGGGUGGUGAGAGGGGAAGUAAGAUAUUGCUAACUUCUCGCAAUAUUGAAGAUGGUGCGUGGGCUGAAAGAGAAAGACCACACUUUACAUAUCGUUUAACCAAAUUGUCGAAUUAUGAGUCCUGGUCUUUCAUUAAAAAAAUGGAAGUGUUUAAACAAAGAGAAGAGCAGGGUAAUCUACAUGAAGACAUAUAUGUAACUGCUAACAUAGUUCUUCCCAUGUGUAAAGGCCUUCCUCUUGCCCUAAGGGCUUUACGAGGCCCACUACACACUCAUGCAGAUGAUAAGUUGCUUGAUGACCUCAAAAACCUUCAACAUCAACAUGAUAAGUUACCAAUGUUAAGGUUGAAUUACAAUUAUCUUCCCUCGUAUCUAAAGCGAUGCUUUGAAUUUUGUUCCUUAUAUACAAAAGGUCAUGUCAUUUAUAAGAAAGACCUGAUACAAUUGUGGAUUGCUCGGGGACUUGUUCAGCCGCUGGAUAAAAAUCCAGAUCUGGAGGCUGUUGGAGAUUUGUAUUUUCAGGACUUGCUAAGGAAGUCCUUUUUUCAAGAUGUUGAAAGAGAUGAAUGGGGUGACAUAGUAAGUUGUAAAAUGCAUCCUCGUAUCAAUGACCUUGCAGCACUUGUUGCAGGAAAAGAGAAUGUUGUGUUGCAUCAUGAGUACAAUUCAACAAUUCAUCAUGUGUCAUAUGAUCCCUCUGAAGAUUCGUCAUUGGAUAUUCUUGCCCAAUUGUGUGGAGCUAACAAGAUACGGACAUUUCUCUUACAUGGUCAACGAGUAGGUUUUGGUGAGCCAACCAAAUUAGUUUCUGAUAUAUUGGAGCUAUCAAGGUUGCGUGUGUUGGAUCUCCAUUGCUUGGGGAUCAAGACGGUGCCAAGUUGCAUAGGCAAGCUGCAAUAUUUGAGGUAUCUUGAUCUUUCGGAAAAUUGUGCUAUCAAGAGUCUGCCAAGUUCCAUUACCACGUUGCAAAAUUUGCAAACAUUAAAACUCUCUUGUUGUUGUCAUCUUGAAGAAUUGCCAAGGGAGACUAAGAAACUGGUCAGCCUCAGGCAUCUUGAGCUUGAUGGAUGUAUUGGUUUGACUCAUAUGCCGUGUGGGUUAGGCCAGUUGACUUCUCUUCGGACAUUAACAUUCUUCAUAUUGGACCGAGAAAACAUUGCCUCUAAGCUCAGUGGCGGUUUGAGUGAACUGAAAGGACUAAACAAUCUACGGGGAGAGUUAAUGAUUGAGCGUUUGGGAAGACCGUGUUCAGCAAGCACAGCAACCGAAGAAGCCAAAAUUGAGGGAGCAAACUACUUGAAGGGGAAACAACACCUUCAGUCACUGCAAUUAAAAUGGGCCAAUGAAGUUGAUGGUCUGCUCUUAACUCAGGCGCAGCUCAGUGCAGAAGAUGAUAUUUUUGAAGCCCUCCAACCACACCCGAAUUUGAAGAGGCUUUCAGUAGCCGGGUAUGGGAAUUUGAGUUUUCCAAGUUGGAUGAUGAAUACUGGUUUACACCUCCCAAAUUUAGUUAAAAUUACUAUUGCGGACUGUUCCAGAUGCAAACAAAUUCCAAAGUUCGGGCAGCUUCAAUCUCUCCAAGUUCUUGAACUUUCUCAGUUGGUUUCCGUUGAGUACAUAGACAACAUCAGCAGUACUAAUGCUGCUUUCGGAGGAGUUUCGGCAACAUUCUUCCCAUCCCUGAAAAAACUUCUACUCAAUGGCUUGACUAAUUUGAAGGGAUGGUGGAGUUCUGAAGCAAAAGAACCAAUAGCAUUUCGUUCUCUUUCUGUAUCAACCAUCCAAAACUGUCCUAAGCUGGUAUCACUGCCUCUGCAUCCAUGUGUUGAAGAAUUAGAUUUGAUGCGGGUCAGCGAGAAGCUAGUACAACAGUUCACAAUGAUGGCAACCCCAACAAUCCCAACAGAUCCGAUGUUACCCUCUUCAUCAUCUUCAUCCUCUUCACCAGUUCCUGUUGCCAAAUUGAAGUCUCUUUGUAUUCAGUACAUUGAUGAUCUAGUUAUACUGCCACACAGGGCCAUUGAAAGCCUCGCUUCUCUUCGUUUUCUUGAGAUCUGUUGGUGUCCUAGACUAACUUCUCUCUCAGGAGUGAUGUGGCAUCUCACAGUGCUCGAGAAGCUGGAGAUCAACGACUGCCCAAUGCUUGAUUUGUCAGGAAAUGAUAACGGCAUGCAAUUCCAACACCUAAGGAACCUAACUUCUUUGAAGAUAAAACGAAUACCAAAAUUGGUAUGUCUUCCAGUGGGGCUUCAACAUGUUACCAUUCUCAAAUCUCUGGAGAUUGAAAGGUGUGAAGGGUUGAUUGCUUUAGGAGAGUGGAUUGGUGAACUCAGGUCACUUCAACGACUUGUCAUUUUUGAUUGCCACAAAUUGACAUCACUGCCGAAAGGAAUGCAACAUCUAACAGCCCUCAGAUCACUUGAAAUUGAUGGCUGUCAAGAGCUUGAUUUGUCUGAUGAUGAUGGUGGCAUGAACUUUCAAGGCCUUCGGAAUCUAAGUUCUCUGACGAUCAAAAGAAGUCCAAAGUUGAAGUUUCUUCCUGAGGGUUUUCAGUAUGAUAGCUCUCUGAAGUUUCUAGAGAUAUAUAUUUGUGAAAAUUUUACAGCUUUGCCUGACUGGAUUGGGAAUCUAACAUCUCUGAAACAACUUUCCAUUUACGGGUGUCCCAAAUUGGCAUCACUGCCCAAGGGGAUUUAUGGGCUAACUACAUUAGAAGUACUGAGUAUUCACAAUUGUCACCACAGUUUAUAUGAAAGAUGCCGCAAGGAAAUAGAAGAUUGGCGUAAGAUUGCAAGCAUCCCAAAUGUUUCGCUGCGAUGAUUAUGCUGACAACAAAAUUUAGUUGAUUUUUGAACUACUAUAUGGAGCAUACAUUGCUAAAAGAAAAGGUGGUUUCAAAAUCCAUUCACAAGCGACAUUUAGCUAAAAUGCUGAUGCACCAAGAAGAAGAGAUACUGGGUUCGCUUUCUUGAUCGUUGGGUCAAUAAAGCAAAAUUGAAAUUGAUAUUAUAGUGAGCACUAUUAUUCCCGUGGCUGGGGCUGAAUCAUCAUGACACAACUGAGUCUCAGCAAUUUGAGUGUUUCAUUGUUCCUUCUGCUGAUGAAAAAUUUGAGUUGUUGGGCAUCGUGUCCAGUGUCUUUAUCUUUGCUCCUGAAAGCUUCUUCGUUUUUCGAGGGUGACCACCCAAGUAUUUGAAAGAUGCAAGAGGUGGCGGACUGAUGGCUUUUCAAGUUGGGAACAGAUUGAUGGUGAAGGUGAUUGGAAGGUCAAUGAGCUAAUCAUUGGACAAAGAUCCGAAAAAUUCUCGGAUUUUGUAGCAGCUUGCUCCAAACUUAAUGUUGGUGUUAUGAAUGUUUUUAAUCAUAUCUGUGUAAUACCUUUGAAUACUUCCAAAUGUUACAAGAUUUGCGUCUUUGUACCAUUAAGGAUGGAGUUGCUUAAGAUGGUUUGUACUAAUAUUUUUGUUUCACUACUGCUACUAGAAUUUGCUUUAAAAGUUUUCUUUUCCUUUUCA